GACGCUACACGGUUCGUUCCCUUCGCAUAAAUAACGUCGUUUCAUUCCUCCUCCGUUGUUUUUUUCGUUCUUCUUCGUCAGCCUCUUGGCUUUCUCCUUUUUCCCUCUUCGACCUCACUUCUUAUGCUCACACAAUCGAUUACGUUCGAGAUUAGUUGCUAACUUUACUCAGUUGCAGCUGAGAAUAGAUAGAGAACGAUGUUUGGUUCUCCCAACCCUUUUGGGCAACCAUCUACUAGCCCUUUUGCAUCUCAACCAGUUUUUGGGCAAACUGCCAACGCAAGUAAUAAUCCUUUUGCACCAAAGCCUUUCGGCAGUACAUCCCCAUUUGGCUCACAGACAGGAAAUACAGUAUUUGGUGGUACAUCAACAGGAGUAUUUGGGGCAGCCCAGUCUUCUUCUCCCUUUCCUUCCACCACAACAUUUGGCGGUUCAUCAUCACCAGCUUUUGGAGCUACUCCAUCCACUUUUGGAUCGUCAUCAACUCCUGCAUUUGGUAGUUCAUCAUCUUCUUCAUUUGGAGGUUCUUCCAUUUUUGGGCAGAAACCACUGUUCGGAGGCUUUGGGUCUACUCCUGCCCAAACAAAUCCGUUUGGAAGUACCAACCAGCAAUCUCAGCCAGCAUUCGGAAGCAAUGUCUUUGGUUCUUCAUCACCUUUUGGUGCCCCUAGCCAGUCUGCAUUUGGAGCUACUAGCACUCCUGCCUUUGGUGCUACAAGCACCCCUGCCUUUGGUGCCACGAGCACCCCUGCCUUUGGUGCCGCGAGCACCCCUGCAUUUGGUGCCACAAGCACUCCAGCAUUUGGUGCCACGAGCACCCCAGCCUUUGGCGCGACAAGCACCCCAGCCUUUGGUGCAGCAAGCACCCCUGCCUUUGGUGCUACAAGCAGUCCUGCCUUCGGUUCAACAAGCACACCUGCUUUUGGUAGUACUGGGAAUGCAUUUGGUUCGCUAAGCACCCCUGUUUUUGGAUCUGGAGGUGGAUUUGGUGCUUCUAGUACUCCUGCUUUUGGAGCUUCAAGUACUCCUGCUUUUGGGGCUUCCAGUGCUCCUGCUUUUGGAGCUUCUAGCACUCCAUCCUUUAGCUUUGGGUCUACUCCAGCUUUUGGGCAAUCUACUUCUGGAUUUGGUAGUAGUACUUUUGGUACCAAUACAUCUCCUUUUGGUGCCCAAAGUUCUCCUUUUGGAGCACAAUCUACAUCUACAUUUGGAACCAGCGGUUUUGGGCAAGCUGGUUUUGGUGGUCAGCGAGGUGGCAGUAGAGUCACUCCUUAUGCACCAACACCUGAGCCAGAUCCUGGAAGUGGCAGUACGCAAGCAGCUGGAAAGUUGGAGUCUAUAUCAGCCAUGCCUGUCUACAAAGAUAAAAGUCACGAAGAGUUGAGAUGGGAGGAUUAUCAAUUGGGGGACAAAGGUGGACCUCUUCCAGCUGGUCAAUCUGCUAGUGGUGUUGGCUUUGGUGUUUCUGGUGGACAGCCUAACCCUGUAGCUUCUUCCACGUUUAGUCAAUCAAGUCCGAAUCCUUUUUCUACAUCUACACAAACCAAUCCAUUUGCCCCUAAACCUUCUGGUUUUGGUACUUUUGGACCUUCAACAACGUUUUCAUUUAAUUCUUCGGCAUUUGCUCCUUCCACUCCGUCAAACCCCUUUGCAUCGACAACAGCAGCAUCAACAUCAGCUUUUUUAUCAUCAACAACCUCUCAGUUUGGCAGCUCAUCUUUAUUCAGUUCAUCUAACACUCAAUCCCUUGCUUCACAAUCUGCUUUUAGUUCAACUACAUCUCCAGGAACAAAUCUUACAUUUCCUUCCAGCUUAAAUUUUGGUAACACUCAAUCAUCUUCGCUCUUCCAAUCCACAACACCUGCAAUUGGGCAGACAGGUUCAGCCUUUGGCGCUCCCUUUUCACAAUCCAGCUUGUUUAGUCAACCUUCGUCUGGGGUUGGUGGGAAUCUUUUCUCUAGCUCGCCAUCACUCUUAACUUCAAGCAAUCCAAUGGGUUUUGGUCAAACAUCUGCCCCUUUCUCCAUGCCUUUUCAACCAGCACAACAACAGGCACCCACUUCCUUCUUUAGCAACUUGGGUCAGGCUCAACCAAUUGGUUCAAGUGGUUUUGCAGGAACUUCAAGCAUUUUUGGCCAGAGUAAUUUUGGACAAUCGCCUAUCACCCAGACCCCUGCAGUACAACCAGCACCUGCUACCAAUCCAUUUGGGACACUCCCUGCAAUGCCACAGAUGUCAAUUAGUAGACCAGGAGCAGCACCUUCUAUUCAAUAUGGAAUUUCCAGCAUGCCGGUUGUUGAUAAAGCGGCUCCAGUCAGAAUAUCAUCUUUCUUGACGCCUCGCCACCUAUCUCACAGACGGAUGAGAUUGCCUGUGAGAAAAUAUAAUCCUAAGAAUGAUGGCAGUCCAAGGGUUCCAUUUUUCAGUGAUGAUGAAGAAACACCUAGCACUCCAAAGGCCGAUGCUCUUUUUAUUCCCAGAGAGAAUCCUAGAGCAUUGGUUAUUCGUCCCACGGAUCAGUGGCCUUCAAAAGCCAAUUUAGAUAAAAGUUUGCCAUCGAAGGACACCUCAGUGCGUGAAAAUGGGAAGAUUGCUGAACGUACUUCCUCGGCCGUCAACAAUUUGAAGGAUACCAAUGGAAAUGUUGUUGAGAAUGGUAUUAACAAAGAAAGCAUCCAUCUCAACAAAGUUAACCAAAAACCCAAUGGGGUCCAUGAGGAUCACUCUGCUCCAAAGGAGGAGUUGUAUAGGACAUUUGCAGGGCACAGAGCUGGUGAGGCUGCCAUUGUUUAUGAACAUGGGGCAGAUAUUGAGGCAUUAAUGCCAAAGCUUCGGCAUUCAGACUAUUAUACCGAGCCAAAGAUUCAAGAAUUAGCUGCCAAAGAAAGGGCCGAACCUGGGUUUUGCCGCCAUGUUAAAGAUUUUGUGGUGGGUCGCCAUGGUUAUGGAAGCAUUAAAUUCUUUGGUGAAACAGACGUGCGAAGGCUCGAUCUAGAGUCCAUUGUUCAGUUUAACAAUCGUGAGGUGAUUGUUUACCUCGAUGAGAGUAAAAAACCUCCUUGUGGGCAAGGUCUGAAUAAGCCUGCUGAAGUAACAAUACUCAACAUCAAAUGUGUAGACAAGCAAACUGGGCAUCAAUAUACCGAAGGGCCUAAAGUUGAGAAGUACAAGGAGUUGCUAAGGAAGAAGACAGAGGCUCAAGGCGCUGAGUUCAUAUCGUACGAUCCAGUGAAAGGGGAGUGGAAAUUCAAGGUUGAACACUUCAGCAGGUAUAAUAUGGAAGAUAAUGAAGAAGAUUGGGAAUGAAUAAUGUUCAUCGUCCAUGAGGGAGCUUAUGCAAUACAAGUUUGUUGCUGUUUCCUGCUUUGUACUUUAGGGAUUUUGUGUUGACAUGUGCUUUGAAAUGAAAUGAAUCUGUAAAGAAAUAUGUUGAAGUAGUAAUGAAGUGCUAAGUUUGUUUCAUUUUUACUCUUAGUUAGAAGUCUGUAUUGGCCUUAAAGUUUGCUUUCUGUAGUUGAAAGGAUUUGUUCACAUUCAUUUGUGUUAUCGAUAAUGAUGUAACCCAGAUGGUUCUUUUUAAACUUUCAAUUUAAUACUUAGGUGCCAAAAUGUUUGUACA
Cucumis melo (muskmelon) is the source of this 3619-nucleotide messenger RNA. Its product is annotated as nuclear pore complex protein NUP98A-like. Gene Ontology annotation, molecular function: structural constituent of nuclear pore. The record is from RefSeq and is a predicted model, not a curated record. Lineage: Eukaryota; Viridiplantae; Streptophyta; Magnoliopsida; Cucurbitales; Cucurbitaceae. Gene Ontology annotation, biological process: post-transcriptional tethering of RNA polymerase II gene DNA at nuclear periphery; protein import into nucleus; RNA export from nucleus. Bases 199 to 3306 code for a protein of 1035 amino acids. Gene Ontology annotation, cellular component: nuclear pore cytoplasmic filaments; nuclear pore. The transcript has 13 exons.